Silurus meridionalis is the source of this 837-nucleotide messenger RNA. RefSeq names its product piggyBac transposable element-derived protein 3-like. NCBI's taxonomy places the organism in Eukaryota, Metazoa, Chordata, Actinopteri, Siluriformes, Siluridae. The coding region runs from base 76 to 825 and encodes 249 amino acids. The transcript is spliced from 3 exons. The record is from RefSeq and is a predicted model, not a curated record.
CACACACGCCCCCCGGACAGUGGCAUAAAACAAUGCGAUUCGACAGAUUAUUACACAUUCAGCUGCGUUUUAACGAUGACACGGUUUUGGACAGUGAUGAAGAAUUUACCUUUUCAUCCGAAGAAGAUUGCGAUAUCGACGAAGAGCGUUUGCAUUUUGAAGAGCGAAACGACCAAUUUGAGGACUUUCCAGCAAGCUGCUAUGAUGAGAAUGUGGCUGCAUCACCCCUGCCUUCACUGGAAACUCACACCAGGCCACAGCUUUGUCUCAUUGUGUUCCACCAUUCAUUCUGCAUAUACAGGAGACACUGUGCAGAGGAGGGUGAAAUUACAAGGUAAAUGGGAAACAAAGACAUUUCCAUGCACCGCACUUGUAACUGCAUAUAACCAGCACAUGGGGGGCGUUGACCUGUCUGAUCAACUGCUGCAAUAUUACACAGCACAGCACAAAACAAUGAAGUGGUACCGAAAGAUUUUUCUACACUUCUUGGACAUCGCUGCCACCAACAGUUUCAUUGUGCAUAAAGAACUGUAUGGUGAUGUGUCCCAUAAAGAAUUUAUGGAACAACUUAUUGCCGAGCUUUGUAGCGUUACACAGAAAGUAGUGCCAAAACGGACCAACGCUGAUCAUGUACCAGUUCCUGCAUCUGAACUGUCCUCUGAUGUCAGAAAUGUUGCCACUGCUGGCCGCAAGAGCUGUGUACAUUGCAAAACAUUGCAUGGUAAGCACCACAAAACACCAUGGAAAUGCCUGGCAUGCGAUGUUUACCUGUGUCUUCAGUUGAACAGGAACUGCUUUCAAGAGUGGCACAGGGAUUUUGCAUAGUGUGUUAUUGUU